Messenger RNA from Peromyscus californicus insignis, 2576 nucleotides. RefSeq names its product histone H3. The record is from RefSeq and is a predicted model, not a curated record. NCBI's taxonomy places the organism in Eukaryota, Metazoa, Chordata, Mammalia, Rodentia, Cricetidae. Gene Ontology annotation, molecular function: protein heterodimerization activity; DNA binding; structural constituent of chromatin. Gene Ontology annotation, cellular component: nucleosome.
AUGGCCCGUCAGCGCGGGACGUUCAAGUGGCUGUCUCCGCCCCGCCCGCGGGAAGAGUGCGCCUAUAAAGACCGGCGGCCGGGGACCCGGGCAGGUCCCCGGCUCCUGGUCUCGGUGUCUCUUGUUUCUGCCAUGGCUCGUACGAAGCAGACCGCCCGCAAGUCCACCGGCGGCAAGGCCCCGCGCAAGCAGCUGGCCACCAAGGCUGCCCGCAAGAGCGCGCCGGCCACGGGCGGCGUGAAGAAGCCGCACCGCUACCGGCCCGGCACCGUGGCGCUGCGCGAGAUCCGGCGCUACCAGAAGUCGACCGAGCUGCUGAUCCGCAAGCUGCCGUUCCAGCGCCUGGUGCGCGAGAUCGCGCAGGACUUCAAGACCGACCUGCGCUUCCAGAGCUCGGCCGUGAUGGCGCUGCAGGAGGCGAGCGAGGCCUACCUGGUGGGGCUGUUCGAGGACACCAACCUGUGCGCCAUCCACGCCAAGCGCGUCACCAUCAUGCCCAAGGACAUCCAGCUGGCCCGCCGCAUCCGCGGGGAGCGGGCCUGAGUUCUCGAUCUCGGUUCCAUCCCACCAAAGGCUCUUUUCAGAGCCACCACAUGUGCCCGGAAGGAGCUGUUUGCUUCUGUCUGCGUGGUCUUCCACGGUCUCGGGAAGGGUUCGGUUUCGGGGUGAUGGCCGAGCAGCGAAGAGCGCUGUUUCGGUUUCUCCAGGUGUUACAUCUGUAGCUUUUAGUGUUUCUUUAAGGAAUGUUUUUGUAUUUGAUAGCUGCGGACUAGUGCUCAGUAUUUUGCUUUUUCUAGUCCCCCUAACGCAAUCACUGCGCUUCAUGUCUACUUAGCCAUCCUUAAACUCUGCAGUCUUCCAACUGGUAUGGUGCUGAGGUAUAGUUGGUAUUUCGAGAUGGGCUGGAACGACUGGCCGUGAGUCUGACGCUAGGGAGAAACUUAAUACUCUAUCUCAGUCCAGGAGGUUAACGAUCCGUUGUUUAACCUGGCCGGAAGUGAUGGGUGCCACGCCCAUCACUGACCAGUACUGCAUGUGUGCUAUGACCUGGUUGGGAAAACUAGUGCACCCAUCACCUGAGUGCGAGUGGCUGAGCAUAUAGGGUGUUGCGUGCAUGGUGAUAUACCGCGGCCCUGGCUGGAGCAGAAAGGGCUUUUCUAAACUAGCUGAACGCCCAGGAGACCUGGCUUCCCCCUACCUCAUAAUUACCUCGCUAAAUUUCUAGACUGAUGAAGAUAAUGGUCGCCCCUUCCCGUGCGUCUGAUAGGCAAUGUCUGGGCUAACUGUGAUCAUGGUCAGUGGUAAGUGGACCACUAUCAGUAGUAAUAUCCAGUGAUGCUCACCUUUCCUCUUAACACUUGAGGAAUUAGACCUCUUGUUAGCAUCUUGGAAUUCAACAUUUAUUACUACCAUCUGACCUUAGGAUUCCGCGGCAAUUUGUUAGUUUCUUCCCUUAUUUCCAUUUAAUUUACUUUGAAAUGCCAACCCAACUGUGUAUAUAUACACAGAGACCUUUCCGUACAGACGUAGACUCCGGAUGUCAAGGAAGGAUCUGCUGCUAUUCCUUGGCCUGAGGAGGGUCUUCUGGAGGGGUGGAUAUUGAACCUGUGAAUCAGAGACCACAGUAAGUAAUUCUGUCACUGUCAGGGACCUUCCCUCUUGUCUACUGCCUGAAACUUCCAGGAAGCAAACUUGAGCUUUGUCUAAAUAUUGAGACGUUAUCAACCCAAGGCUCUUUGAAUUCAAGAUACUGGUGGUCAUCGACCCAGGGAAACAACAUGUCCCUCUUACCUCUCUGCCAUCUGGGAGCACCCAGAGCUGGGAGGAGUUUUGGAGAUGUGCUCCGCACCCAGUGAAAAUGGAAAACAAAGACAGCCUGUCAACUGGGGUAAGGGUCGGGGUCUUGGAAAGGCUGCAUUACACCCGAUUCCUAAUCCUCUUGAUCACUGACACCUGAGACACCGAGGCCUGGAGGAACUGAAGCAGAAAUACUUUUUAAAGUAUUUUGCUGUUUGAAAGGAGUGAACAAAGGGGGAAAGUGGUCAUUCCUGAUAGUGUCCCUCCCAGUUUUCAGCCCUAGCCCCGCUAGAAUUUUCCCAGUAGAUUUUUGUUGUUGUUGUUGUUUUGGUUUGGUUUUUUUUUUGGGGGGGGGUUGUGAACUGAAUUAUGCUCCUGGGCCCCCAUUCAUAUGUUGAAGCCCUACCCCACAUACUUCAGUGUGCAACUAGAACCUUUCAAUCAGCGAUUAAAUUAUGACAACAGUGUCCCUGCCUAUUACAGAAUGGUGUUUGUAAGGGAGUAUUAGAACACACGGGGUGACAGAAAUGCCGUAAGAAGGUGGCAACUGCAAGCCAGGGAGAAAAGAUCAGAAGAACCAAUCCUGUCACCACUUUGGCUUUGUAUGUCUAGUCUCCAGAAUGAAGAGAAAUUUUCUUCUGGUUAACCCACCCAAUAUGGGAUAUUGUGUUGGAGUGGCCUGCUAUGGUUUGGAUAUGUGUUUCCCAGAGUUUUCUGUGUUCAAAUUAUUUCAUUCAAAGGUCUCCAGUGUGGCUAUGUUAGGGGCUGGGGGAAUCUUA